CAUCACAUGGUUCAUCCCUGCGAGUGCAAUUUAAAUCAGGCGGCUAUGCAAGGGGCAAGGGGUUCAGAGCGGUGUAUUCAUCAUCUCAUAGUUGUAAGUUAACACAUUAUGUUGUUUUACUGCUUGCCAUGUAGAAUAGUCGUGGGUUGAAAUGGGUUCAGAGUGGUGAAUUCAUCAUCUCAUAGUUGUAAGUAAACAAGUUAUGUUGUCUUACUGCUUGCCAUGUAGAAUAGUCAUGGGUUGUUAUUAGUGUUUGGAGUAGUGGAUAUGAGGAGCGUUGGCAAUGUGAAGUAGAGAUAAUUGGUUAAUGUGGCUGUUCAAAACAGUUGCUGGUUAUAUAAAUUUCAAGGGAAAAAUCUAUGCUCAACAAUGUUGAAACUCCUGUAAUUAGGUCUUGAAAUCUGAUUUCAAAAGAUUUUUUUGUGUGGUUAUUUGUUUAAAAUAUAUUUACAAUGUCUACUAGUUUUACAUUUGGCAAGAUAAUCCUCUUCUAAAGAUAUGUAUAGCCCUUUAGUUCAAUUUGCUUGAAAUAUGCAGUAGACUUAAUUAUAGUUUUAUAAUGUACAUGUCUAUUUAAAUUGAUAAAUUACAAGGAUAUUGAUAUUUUACACAAAUAAAUGUUUAUAUUUAUAGAAGCAAAUACACACAUGUUCUUGUACUUAUCUCUUAGCUUGUGGUGGUGAAAUCAAAGUCUCAUCUGGGCGCUUUACCAGUCCAUUGUAUCCUGAUAACUAUCCUGAUGAUAUAGAAUGUAUUUGGCAAUUGACAACUCCUCCAGGAAAUGCAUUACAGUUAUCUUUCCCGUAA
Molecule: messenger RNA, 807 nt
Organism: Lymnaea stagnalis (great pond snail)
Lineage: Eukaryota; Metazoa; Mollusca; Gastropoda; Lymnaeidae
Source: the annotation of a GenBank genome assembly